AUGUCGAGCGCUCUCGAGGGCCUCAAGGCCACCGCCGAGCGCAUCGUCCUCAACCCGAAAUACCACGACAUCCUCGCCGUCGUCAAGGCCGCCCGCAAUGGCGCCGUCUACGGAACCAAAGUGCGCUUUCCGCACGCGCUUGUAAUGAUACUGCUAUUUCGGUCUGGAACCCUCCGCGAAAAGGCCUGGCUCAUCUUCCGCGCGACAAGGACACACGCCCGCAACCUGGCCAAGUUUGCGACCGUCUACAAGGCGACAUGCAUGCUGCUCAAGAACUACGGCGCAACGCCCGGGAAAGAAGGCAAGCCCUGCCCCAGCCCCUACGACAGCUUCGUCGCCGGCCUUCUCGGCGGGUACCUCGUGUUCGGGCAGCGGUCGCGGCGGUCUGGCAAGAUCUCGAGCGUGAACCAGCAGAUCGUCAUCUACGUGUUCGCGCGCGUCGUGCUGGCGCUGGCGCACCUGGCCGUCAAGCCCGGCCACGGCCUGCCGGGCGUCUCGGAGCCGCACGCCAGCGCUACCAUCAGCCACCUCGCCUGGCCGCUCUUCGCCAGCGCCUCGUGGGCCGCCGUCAUGCACCUCUUCCGCUGGCACGCCGACGAGCUCCAGCCCAGCCUCCGCAGCAGCAUGACGUAUAUCUAUGCCAACGCCGACUCGUGGGACAGUCUGCGCAACUUUGCGUGGCAUAAUAAAUGA
Molecule: messenger RNA, 693 nt
Organism: Lasiosphaeria miniovina
Lineage: Eukaryota; Fungi; Ascomycota; Sordariomycetes; Sordariales; Lasiosphaeriaceae
Product: Tim17/Tim22/Tim23/Pmp24 family-domain-containing protein
Exons: 5
Coding region: 1-693 (230 amino acids)
Cellular component (GO): peroxisomal membrane
Source: RefSeq, a predicted model, not a curated record